UGGGCUCGGUUCCUCGUUUCUCUCUCACACGCCUCCUUUUUGGUUGCUUUGGAGACCCACCUCACCUUCCCCUCUCUCCCCUCCCCUUCCCCUGUUCCCUGUCAUUCUGUCAAGCUAGUACACCUCUCAGUGCGAAGAUUCAACCUGCUGCAGUUCUUCUUGCUCCCGCAGCGCUCCCGCACAGAGAUUUGCUCCUCCUCUUGUCGGCAGGCUUGGUUCUUGGUUGCAUUCCGCAGCGGCUGCCUCGAUCUGCUCCCCCGCCAGAUUCGAUUGAUGUGGUGUGCUCUUGGAGCCAGGGGCUCUAAUCCGGCAGCCGCUCCCCGUGCUCUGAUCCCCGACUUUGAUGAGGCUCUCGCAUUGUGAGAGCCACUGCGCCGGCCCCUUCCGCUUCAUCACCUGCCUCCCCAAAUCCAAAGAUGCGAGCCGCGACGCUGCCUCUGCGCCGGCGCCGCGCUUGGCCGCCGUCGCCGAGGAGGAGGUGGUGCCUCCGGUUCAGAAGAUAGAGGUGCCGGUAGCCGGAAAGGACGGCAACGAGGAGGAGGCUGAGGAGCAGGAGGAUGGUGAGAAGGCGGCGGUGGCAACGGCGGCCGCGCCGACGAAGAGUUGCUUGAAGAAGGCCAACUGCGGCGAUGGGAAGUGUGCCGUCAAAGGCAAUGUGCAGUGGCUGGAUUUGCUCGGGAAGGAUCUGACAGAGGUUAAGGAAUAUGAGCCCAGCGAACGUGGAGACUUUCUUGACGACGGAGACGGCAUCUCGGCAUGUGUUUGCGUUAUCCAAUGAGUCAAGGAGAAUCCUGUAAACUCUGUGAGAAAAAAAAAGGGUGGUUCGCAUCAGCCAUGAUGUGUUCUUUCCAGUGGAGGGCCAGGGUGUUUUGUUGCUUCCUCCAUGAGCUCCAUCGAAGAUGCCCAACCAGAACCAAUCGUGUGUAGUUUUCAAAAAAAAAGAAAGGGAACCAGUCAUGUGUAAACCAGUCUCAUCAGUACGUGCCAUUAGAUGCUGCGUAGCCUAGCCAUAGGUUGGUGUCAGUCUAUCAGGAUUGUGUUUGGGUCUGCAGGCUGCAGCUGGUUUUUCAGAGUGGUACAUUGGUUGUCUAGUUGCAGGCAGAAUGCUACCUUUUGUAAAGCUUUAUACUAAUAGAAAAUUAGCUUAGUACUAAAAUCUCAUUAAGGUAUAAUGAAAA
Messenger RNA from Setaria italica (foxtail millet), 1178 nucleotides. RefSeq lists its product as uncharacterized. The transcript has 2 exons. The record is from RefSeq and is a predicted model, not a curated record. The coding region runs from base 344 to 778 and encodes 144 amino acids. NCBI's taxonomy places the organism in Eukaryota, Viridiplantae, Streptophyta, Magnoliopsida, Poales, Poaceae.